AGUUUCGCUGGACAUGUUCUCCGUUCAGGCCAACACGGGGCCCAAGUGGACGAACAAGACGAGCAAGGCGUUCUGGAGGGGCCGGGACAGCCGUCGGGAGAGGCUCAAGCUGGUGCAGAUGUCCAAGAGCUACCCGGCUGAGCUGGACGCCAAGCUCACCAACAUGUUCUUCUUUCCCAAGUACAAAUACCAAAUCAACAUCGAUGGGACGGUAGCAGCGUACCGGCUGCCUUACCUGCUGGCAGGUGACUCCCUGGUUAUGAAGCAGGACUCGUCCUACUACGAGCACUUCUACCGGGACCUGGAGCCUGGCAUGCACUACGUGCCCUUCAAGCAUGACAUCAGUGACCUCAUGGACCAGAUUAAGUGGGUCCGGGAGAAUGAUCAGGAGGUCCAACAGAUAUCUCAGAACGGCCAACAGUUUGCCAGAGAGAAGUUGGAUCCCGCCCAAGUGCUGUGUUACCACGUGAGAGUAUUUCAGGAAUAUGCCAAGCGUUCGAAGGCCAAACCCAAAGGCAUCGAAGGAUUUGAUCUGGUAGAACAGCCUACUGAGAGAUUUCCUUGCCCAUGUCCAAAGAAAGAGAAGUCUCAGGAAAAAGAGAGCGGCAACCGGGAUGAGUUGUGAGUGCUCAAGUCUUUAGAUCAAACCUUGUGGUUGUGUCUAGGUAAUGCUGAUAGAACUGGCUGUCUACUCAUCGACAACAACGCAAGGCACACAAAAAAGAGGAUAUGGGUGCACAGAUGUCGUGACCUAAUCAACAGCAGCACCACCCUCAGCAACCACAAACAGACCACCAGACUGCCACAGAAGCAGGAGAUGGGUGUACUUACCAUGGCUGUUGCAAGGAAAAUGCAUCUCAAGGGUUGUUUUUUUUUUACUCGUCAUGUAAAUAAGCAACUUAUUCGUACAACAUUGAUGGUAGUCAUGACUGUGUCAACAUCAACAGUCAAAUAGAGAUACCAAUGACUUACCAGAAUUUCAGUUUAUUUAUUUAUGACAUUUAGAGAACAGGGAACUCAAUAGUUUUGAUCUCAGGAUAAGUCAACAAGUGAUAGCAUCAUUGGCAUCAUGAUCGUUCCAGCAGAAGAGAAAACAUAUGUAUUCACUUGGAGUAUUGGUGCAUCUUUUUUCUUGUUUCAGAAGUUCAUACAGUUAUCCCUUCUGGCUGUCUGAUUAAAUCAUGAAUGAUUGCAUUAUCACCUACCUGCGAUAGGGGUUUUGUGUGCACAGGUUUAUCAAGAAUUAAUGAGCCUGUUAUAAUGGUGUAAAGGAUGUGAAGGUGCAGGAAACACUCUGAGGAAAAGUUCAUGUUUGUGUUUCCAUUUAUGUGAAGUAGACAUGGAGUACAUUGAAAGGCUCACACUCUCAAUUUUGUUGUCUUAGAUGUUUGUUAAAGUUCUUGAGGUGAAUACUACCCAAAAUUCCAAGGGUUGUCUUUCAGCCAGUAUCUCCUAUAUGAUAUACUGAAAACUUCUAAAUUUGCCAUAGAUUUUAUGUUAGAAUCCAUACAAACUGAACAAAAUUUUUUUGUUGCCACUGUUAAAGCACAGCUACCGAAGGGGGAGGGGGGGGGAGGGAGGUGGUUAACUUUUUGCUGGAUCAUUUGAAAUAGAUAGUAGAUAGGAAUGUUUCAGAAUUGGUCUCUUUUGUUGCAUUAAAAAAACUAAACUAGUAUUAGGACAUUAGCAUUAACUUUAACGAAAGUAGUCUUUUUCAUGAGCUGUGCUCAUUCAUGUGCCUGUCUUCUUUGGCCCUUAUAAAUUAUUACUAUUCAUUACACUAGGGAGGAAAUUUGGUGUGCAACUUUUGCAAUUUUUUAAACCAUUUUCUACAGAUUUCAGUUUUCAGUGAAACUGAAGUUGUUUUUUUUCCAUGCUGUAUAUAGCAUUUUCUCUGUAACCUGCAAUGCAACAAUUAUUAUUUUGGACAAUUUGUAUGAUUGUUCAAGCACCGGUAAUUUCUCAAGAUUUCCUGUUGAUCGUUUUGUCUGUUUGUCGCUUCCAAUGUCAGGAGACAUGUUUUAUUGUAUGAUGGAUAAGAAGAACAGUUAUACUGUGAUAAUUUUUCUUUCAUAUACUCCCAGUAUUAGAGAAUUUUCUGACAUGUCCAAGUCUUUGGGCCAUAGCACCUUGCUGUUGAGCAGCUGUUUAUUUCUGCUCUCAGUCCAAAUGCUAAUGAAAUUAUUCCAUUUAUCAUUGAUUGUUUCAAUAGGCCAAAUAUGUCAAUGCUUGUUUUGAAAGUUUGACACCUAUGAUUCAUAAUGUGGAUGACCAUGGUUGGACUUGGAUUGUCAGAGAGUUUUCAAGGCUAUGUACUUACUAUAUUUAAAUCUGUCAGAAAUAAGUAUGGAAAUUGGGGAUCAAGUCUUUAAAAAUUUGUGUUAAAAAAUAACUUUAAAACAUUAGAGGGAUGUUAAGCCCAUAUGAAGCUAUAUUUGUAAUUCCAUGUUGUGGGAUGAGCUGAACCUAAUGUUAUGUACCUGGUUCAAAGUUGUCAACACCUUUUUGGCUGAACUUGAAGAUGAUAAUAAUCCUUUGGACUUUUAUGUUUCACGUUCAUACUCAACCUUUUUAUGAUAUGUGUCACAAUAAGUUGGAAUCAGGCGCUCGCUAAUUUUUUAACUUUUCGAGUUAUUAGUAUUAUAUUAAAGCUUGUUCACUUGUCUUUCUUUUGAUGGAAAAAAAUAUCCUUCUAUGUUGAAUAGAAGUUGAGAUAUUUGCUAUUGAAGGCGGUUGAGGUCCCCUGGUGUCAGAGUCAAAUUAAUGAGAAAAAAGGCGGCCGGAUUUGGGUAAUUUCGAAAGCUUGGGUAUAAGCUGCAAAUUUAUAAUUUUUUGUGCCCGUCAUCAACAUUUUUCAGUAUAAUACACACAGAAAUGUGUGUUUUGAAUAGACGUAAAAGAUUUUGAGCCAAAAAUAUAACAUUAAAAUUGGCCAAUGGGAGGAAAAAUGUCAUUUGCUUCAUUUUCAGUAUUUGACAAGUGCCUGAUUUCGCCAUGAUGCGACAUAUAAGCCUACUGUUUACAAGCAUAUCUCUCGUCUAUAUCUGUUCAGAAUGAGACUUGUGCCUGUAGAAAUGUUUUCAACGUUCUAUGUAUUUAUUUUUUCAUUUGGUGACAAGAAGUAUUAAAAUUCAUUAUCAAAAGAAUGAGAAUUUUUUUGGGAUGUCCUUACCAAGUGGUACAGAUUUAGACGUAGACUAAAAAGUUGCAAUUUGAAUAUCUGACUUUGAUGGGUAAGGUGAUUUGUUCAUUAAAAAAAGAUGUUUUUACUAUAUAUUCUAGUGCUCAUCAUUGUAAAUGAGUUCUGCUCAAGUAUUGGCAGACACAGAAUGUGUAAAUAGUAUUGAUAAGUGUACAAUGCUGUAUGUUACCCUAGGGGACUCAGAUUGCUAACUUUUCAUUGUCCUGAACUUACUUUCUUCUUCUUCUUCUUCUUCCUUGUUCUCAUUGACCCUGAACUUACUUGUCACCUGAUGUAUUGUGAUAGUGUGUUACCAUCCAAAGGGAUAUGCAACUGUGAAUAAAUAAGCCUUAAUUUCACUUUCUUUUUAAUAUGAAUUUGGUCUUUAUGUCUGGUACAGUAAUCAGUUUUAGUGUAAUAGAUGCAG
Aplysia californica (California sea hare) is the source of this 3608-nucleotide messenger RNA. Its product is annotated as protein O-glucosyltransferase 2. Gene Ontology annotation, cellular component: endomembrane system. Gene Ontology annotation, molecular function: protein binding; glucosyltransferase activity. The record is from RefSeq and is a predicted model, not a curated record. Lineage: Eukaryota; Metazoa; Mollusca; Gastropoda; Aplysiida; Aplysiidae.